This is a messenger RNA of Sceloporus undulatus (fence lizard), 2984 nucleotides long. It is a transcript of the gene MCU, whose product is annotated as mitochondrial calcium uniporter. The transcript has 8 exons. The record is from RefSeq and is a predicted model, not a curated record. Gene Ontology annotation, cellular component: mitochondrial inner membrane; uniplex complex. Bases 28 to 1107 code for a protein of 359 amino acids. Gene Ontology annotation, biological process: calcium import into the mitochondrion; mitochondrial calcium ion homeostasis. Lineage: Eukaryota; Metazoa; Chordata; Lepidosauria; Squamata; Phrynosomatidae. Gene Ontology annotation, molecular function: uniporter activity; calcium channel activity.
GAGAGCAGGGCCACUUCCAGUCGUGAGAUGGCGGCCACGGCGGGCAGAGCUCGGCUGCUCCUCCUCCUCCUCGCCAGGACUCCCGCCGGAGGAGGAGGAGGAGGAGGAGGCAGCAGUGGUACUAGUAGCAAUGCGGGAGUGGCAGCCUCAGGGUGCUUCCCAGGGCUGGGCAGGCACCGGCAGCAGAGACACCGGACGGCACACCAAAGGCUUCCUCCAUGGCAGACCAUGAGAGUGGUUUAUUGCAGUUCUGUAGUGCCCUCUGAUGAUGUCACAGUCGUUUACCAAAAUGGAUUACCUGUAAUAUCUGUGAAUCUUCCAUCCCGCCGUGAGCGUUGCCAGUUUACACUUAAGCCUAUCUCAGACUCUGUUGGAGUAUUCUUGCAACAACUACAGGCAGAAGACCGGGGAAUUGACCGGGUUGCAAUUUACUCACCAGAUGGGACACGAGUAGCCUCUUCAACAGGCAUAGAUCUUCUACUCCUUGAUGAUUUCAAACUAGUAAUUAAUGACUUGACUUAUCAUGUUCGUCCACCAAAGAGAGAUCUCUUAAGCCACGAAGAUGCAACCACGCUGAAUGAUGUAAAGACAUUGGUUCAGCAGCUAUACACCACACUGUGUAUUGAGGAGCACCAGUUGAAUAAGGAGAAGGAACUAAUUGGGCGGCUAGAAGACCUCAAGCAACAAUUAGCACCUCUGGAGAAGCAGGCUAGGAUGGAAAUCUGCAGAAAAGCAGAGAAGAGGACCACUUGGGUGCUGUGGGGUGGCUUGGCUUACAUGGCCACCCAGUUUGGGAUUCUCGCCCGGCUUACCUGGUGGGAAUACUCUUGGGACAUUAUGGAGCCAGUCACCUACUUCAUCACAUAUGGUAGUGCCAUGGCAAUGUAUGCAUACUUUGUGGUAACGCGUCAGGAGUAUGUAUACCCAGAUGCCAGAGACAGGCAGUACUUAUUAUUUUUCCAUAAAGGAGCCAAAAAGACACGUUUUGAUCUAGAAAAAUACAAUCAACUCAAGGAUGCUAUUGCUCAGGCAGAAUUGGAUCUUAAGAGGCUUCGAGACCCCUUGCAGGUGCAUUUGCCUGUGCGACAAAUCAGCGAUAAAGACUGACCAGCGGAGGACCUCUGAACCCUGGCAGAAUUGGCAAACCUGUUCAUAGCUCUCGCCUCUUUAAUUAAAGUAUCGCAGAUGGAAGCUGGGAGGUCUUAUUGGGGUGGAGGGUUUUUUUAUUAUUCAGGAGUGAGCAAGGACCUUGGCUGGAGAGGGGACAAUGUGUUCUACCAUAAGAUCAGGCACUGUGGGAUGUUAAGUCUUUUCAAAGGGCUUGGCGAAUACUGUCACAUUCAAACUUUCUUUUUGAAAAUAUGUAUUAAAAAGUUGGAUGUUUCAUUAAGAGACUGUAUGGGGGGCACAUAUCUUUCCAGCUUUGCAGUGUCUGCCUCUUGAUGAUGCACCAGCAGCCUGCUCAGCUUUUUUUUUUAAGAAAAAGAAAUACCUUCUCUUUCAACAUACCAAUAAUAAUAAAUAAUUGUGCACUAAAGUGAAGUAAAGUCAGGCCAGUCUAAAAGGUUAUGGUUGGUGAUGCAAACUGGAGCUCUGCCUCCCUUAAUAGCUCCUUCCCCUAGAUCAGACCUAAUGUGUCUUGGAGGCGGAGAGGGUGUAGCUUUAAUGUGGAGCUUCCCCUACCAACCCACUUACUAUCAAUCUGACAUUUACUGAAUGAUUACUGAUGUAUUCAGUUUCAUUAGGAUCACAAAUGAAAACCCUUGUUCUGAUCCAUUGGCACUUUGAAUUGUUCCUUAAUACCUUCUUAAAACUUCAGCGUGUCCCACUAUGCUCUAUCUACUACUACAUAUAAAUGGUGAUGCUGCAUGACAGAAUUCUUCAUAUUCAGUCUUAAGGGGGGAAAGUGCCACCACCUCCACUCUUCCCAACCCAGUUCUUUUAGCUACCUGGAUUAUUAAAUCAAAAAGGUAUCUAUGUAUGUAUGUAUGUGCAUAUACAUUCAUAUAUCUAUAUAUUUUCAUAUAUAUUUAUAUGGAUGAAUGGGGUCAGAAUCAUGAUGCUAUGUGAAGCAGCUUUGUGAAGCAGCUUUAGAAUUGUGGUGAUUACAUUUGAUGUUUGCCUAGCCAAAUAAAUAAUGUGUCAAUGAAUUUGCCUGGUUUAGAGGCUUUGUCAGUGGCCUGAAGCAAAAGCCACAGAGUGCCACCUCGAUCCACAGUCCUCUCUUAUUUAAGUAGCUUUAAAAGAAUGCCUGUUGCCUAAGGGUCAAUAUUUCUGUGGAGUAGCAGACUGCAAACCUCUUACUGAAAGAAUUAAGGAAAUGGCACUCAUUCUCCACUUCUUGCAAACCAGCUGAUUUUUUUUCAUAAGUGGAUCUUGCAUCCUGCACUGAGUGGAAUCAGCCUCUUCUUAUCAUCCUGUUUGAUAAAUACUGUGGAAACAGGAUGGAGGUAGGAGAAGGGCUUUAAGCUUAAUUCACAGAAAAGCCAGGUGUUUCCUUUUGGUUCACUACUUCUCACUGUGUUAAGACGAGAGGCUCCCACUUUCUGGAGAACCAUGUUUUAAAGUGUACAAAAUAAAUAUAAACCAGACGCCAGGUGCCUUGCCAAAGUGGAAACGCAGACAGGAUUGUUGCUGCCUCCUCUCACUCGAUGGCAUGUUGGACUGAAUGGAUGCAUGUUUCAAGGUGUUUUUCCACUCCUCACCUUUCUUCCUCUGUCUUUCUCUUUUCAGUUAUCUUUUGGGUUUCUCCCCCUAAAUACCUGAUUUAUUCUCUUUGUAUGCAGCAUUUUAAAAAGGAAGAAAAUGAGCAGUCCUGUAAUGGAAUCCUUUGUGUGUGUUUGGGGUGAGGGAGGGGGCAUGGAGAAAAGUCCUUAAAAAUAAAGUAAAAUACUGAACAUGUGUAAAAAUCCUGUAUCAUUUAUUAAAUAUGUAUAAAAGAGCAAUGUACUUCUGGAACAAUAAAUAACUAUUCAGUUUUUGAA